Oncorhynchus tshawytscha (Chinook salmon) is the source of this 2621-nucleotide messenger RNA. RefSeq names its product casein kinase I. Gene Ontology annotation, cellular component: cytoplasm; nucleus; plasma membrane. Gene Ontology annotation, molecular function: ATP binding; protein serine/threonine kinase activity. Bases 1080 to 2423 code for a protein of 447 amino acids. Gene Ontology annotation, biological process: endocytosis; positive regulation of canonical Wnt signaling pathway; signal transduction. NCBI's taxonomy places the organism in Eukaryota, Metazoa, Chordata, Actinopteri, Salmoniformes, Salmonidae. The record is from RefSeq and is a predicted model, not a curated record. The transcript is spliced from 13 exons.
CUCAAUUUGCCCCACUCUCACCUACUUUUAUGUCUAGUGGUAGUGGGUUAUAUAGAAAGCACCCUCAAGACACCAGAGUUAGACAAAUAAAUGCUGGUAUGCGUUACCAAAUUACAGACCAGUAUUUCACAAAAGAUCAACAUUCGCAUCUCCGUAAAUUGUACGGCUGGAAACUGACUCAGCAUCUACGCACGAAUAUUUCAUGGUAGCUUGAUCUGUAGUACGGAUUUAGUCAUAUUCUCCAAGCGAGGUGCGCUAGUUAACCAGCGCCGAUGGGAGAGGAAGAAGGUGACGCUGAAUUAUCGAACGCUUACUUAGUUAUCGGCUGGGGAGGCUUAAAUCGAGACAACAACAUCAAGCCCUAGCUAGCGAGGGGCGAAGAUAUUACAUCUCAUAAAUACGUGAACAUGUUGAUGCAUCCACUUUGAACAUAAAGGCAGUUUUAGCUUGUUCUACUCGGCGCCAUUAGCUUGCUUAGCUGUACGGGACUGAUCGGUGUGUUUUGGGAGCAAUCGAUAUCCAACUAAACCAAACAGGACUACUGCAGUACCUCAUCAUUGUUGACACUGCCUCCACCUUUGCCUCUUCUGCCGUGGCACUGGAACAUGAAGAAUGUCUGCUGUAUUACCAAAGACUGACCAGAAGGAAGCAAUGAGGGGCUUUGGGGGAAGUUGCCAAGCUGCGUUGUGGAUCCAGUAGCUGGGAUUCAGAGUGCUUGUUGUGUAUGAGUGUGUGUUUGUGUGUGCGUGGGUGCUUGCUAGCACAACCUGCCCCUUUCAGGCAGGGACAUGCUACUCUGAUAUUGGAGUUGGAGAAGAAAGGAGUCGACCUCCAUAAACGAGGAGAAGAAGGAAGAGAAGAGCGCAUGCAGUACAACAUUGCCAGAUAUAAAAACUGUGUGUUUUGGCUGCAGUUUAACCCAGUGGAAGUGGCUUUUAAUACACUGCACAUUUCUAUACAACACCUUUCCUCUGUCUUUGUAUCGCCUCCCUCCCCCCUAAGAGUCCUUGUUGUUUUGGCGCCUCUGUGAUUUGCAUGGCCGGGGAGUAAUCGUGGAGAGGCCAGGGUAUCACAAGCUUAUGGAUUUUGACAAGAAGGUGGGUAAGGGAGAGACGGAGGAAGGGAAAAAUAUGUCUAAGGCAGCUGGCAGCAGGACUGUCCGGGGUACAGGGACCAACUCUGGGGUUCUUAUGGUUGGCCCAAACUUCCGCGUCGGGAAAAAAAUCGGCUGUGGCAAUUUUGGAGAGCUGCGGCUGGGGAAAAACCUCUACACCAACGAAUAUGUGGCCAUCAAAUUGGAACCAAUAAAGUCCCGUGCGCCACAGCUUCAUUUGGAAUAUAGAUUUUAUAAACAGUUGGGAAGUUCAGAGGGUAUUCCUCAGGUGUACUACUUUGGGCCAUGUGGGAAGUACAAUGCCAUGGUGCUGGAGCUGCUGGGGCCCAGCCUGGAAGACCUGUUUGAUCUCUGUGACCGCACCUUCUCCCUCAAGACCGUCCUCAUGAUAGCCAUACAGCUGAUAACGCGGAUGGAAUUUGUCCACACAAAAAGCUUGAUAUACAGAGACGUCAAGCCAGAGAACUUUUUGGUGGGGCGGCCGGGCAGCAAGAGGCAGCACACAAUCCACAUUAUCGACUUCGGGCUGGCCAAAGAAUACAUCGAUCCUGAGACCAAAAAACACAUCCCGUACCGGGAGCACAAGAGCCUUACGGGAACGGCGCGCUACAUGAGCAUCAACACACACCUGGGGAAAGAGCAAAGCAGGCGGGAUGACCUGGAGGCUCUGGGUCACAUGUUCAUGUACUUCCUGCGAGGCAGUCUUCCCUGGCAAGGCCUGAAGGCGGACACGUUGAAGGAGAGGUAUCAGAAGAUUGGAGAUACCAAGCGAGCUACCCCAAUUGAAGUGCUUUGUGAAAGCUUCCCGGAAGAGAUGGCCACAUAUCUGCGUUACGUGAGGAGGCUGGACUUCUUUGAGAAACCUGAUUAUGACUACUUACGGAAACUCUUCACGGAGCUGUUUGACAGGAACGGCUACGUCUUUGAUUAUGAAUACGACUGGGUCGGCAAGCCACUUCCUACACCGGUAGGCCCCAUCCCCAGUGACACGCCCGCUCAGCCCAGCAGAGACAAAGCACAGCAGCAGACCAAAAACCAGUUGCCUGAGGCCAAAGGAGAUGAGGCUCAGCGUCAGCUGUCUCCAAUGACCAAUACGGAGACACUGGGGUCACAUCUUGUGGCCGAAAGGCUGGGGGGCUCUGUCCAGGUGAUGAGCUCGACGAAUGGAGAGCUGAACACUGACGACCCGACGGCGGGACACUCCAAUGCUCCCUUCACUGCUCCCACUGAGGUGGAGGUGGCUGAUGAUACAAAGUGCUGCUGUUUCUUCAAAAUGAGAAAGAGGAAAACUCUCCAGCGGCACAAGUGAAGAGAAGACCUCGGCGGGAACUUGAAACAUUCUGCUCACUUUCAAGUUUUAAAUGGAAGCAACCACACCGAUCACCCAUCCUAUCUCCCUUUCCCAAUCUCUCUCUCUCCCUUUCCCAAUCUCUCUCUCUCUCUCCCUUUCCCAAUCUCUCUCUCUCUCUCUCUCUCUCCCUUUCCCAAUCUCUCUCUCUCUCUCUCU